AGGAGGCGUGGCGCUCCUUUCACAUGACUUGAGAAGCAGGAUAGACGCGCCGCGGACAACUUGGAUCUUCCAAGUAGCAGACGCGCUCAGACAAGACAACAUUUUGUCAGCGGCUCAUUAUCGAGCUACAUUAACUUAAACUUUUAACGUCUCGUGCAGACAAGUUGCUUCCGCCACCGGUUUAAAAAAAAAAAAAAAAGAGGAACAGACGGCGAUGUUUUCCGGCCUUUUUGGUGUGUGGUUUGAUCUGGGGGGGACAUGCGCUGCCAGCGAGGUUCUGUGAUCCUGUUCGGCACCUUGCUGUUCUUCACCUGGAACGCCAUUCUGGUUCUGCUCCUGCGGGCCAGACUUCCAGACCAGGAGGCUCCAAAAGACGACGACAGCAAUGACAUGGUUGACAGAGUGCUGCGUGUGGCGGACAUGUUGGAGAAGGAGCUGCAGAUCCAAAACAAAAUCCUUAUGCAGAUCCAGAACUUUCAGCCUGUGCGGGAGGCGUGGCAGAAAAAGAACCUGAAUCCACCAACGCCUCAUGUUCCCGUCAUCCCCGUCCUGGUGAUGGCCUGCAAUCGGGUUACGGUGCGGCGCUGCCUGGAUAAGCUGAUCCAGUACCGGCCCUCGGCCAAACUCUUCCCCAUCAUCGUGAGUCAGGACUGCGGCCACGCCGACACGGCCGACGUCAUCCGCUCGUACGGAAGCGCCGUCACGCAUCUGAUGCAGCCCGACUUGACCGACGUGGCGGUUCCGCCGGAGCACCGAAAGUUUCAGGGCUACUAUAAGAUCUCCAGACAUUACCGCUGGGCUCUCAAGCAGGUCUUCAGCAAACACUCCGCCGUCAUCAUUGUGGAAGACGACCUGGAGGUGGCGCCAGACUUUUUCGAGUACUUCCGCGCCACGCUGCCACUGCUCCAGUCGGACCCGAGCCUGUGGUGCGUUUCGGCCUGGAACGACAACGGCCGUAAAGUCUUCGUGGACCCUGCGGGGUCUCGUCUUCUCUACCGCACUGACUUCUUCCCGGGCCUUGGCUGGAUGUUGCUUCGAGAGCUCUGGGAGGAGCUGGAGCCCACGUGGCCCGCCGCCUUCUGGGACGACUGGAUGCGCAAACCGGAGCAGCGUCGCGGCCGCGCUUGCAUCCGGCCCGAGAUCUCGCGCACGCUGACGUUCGGGCGGGAGGGUGUGAGCCUGGGCCAGUUCUACGACAAGUACCUGCAAUACAUUAAACUCAACUCGGACUUUGUGCCUUUCACCCAGCUGAAUCUGACUUACUUGAAAGAGGACGUGUACAAGAAGAACUUCCAGAAAGAGGUUUACGAUGCCCCCGCUGUCACUUUUGAGGACGUCCAGCAGGGGGCGCUGGAGGGUAACGGGCCUUUCCGGCUACAGUAUUCCAGCAAGGAAAGCUUCAAAGUGUUUGCCCAAAACCUGGGCAUCAUGAACGAUUUCAAAUCCGGCGUGCCAAGGACCGGCUACAGAGGCGUGGUCAGCAUCUUUUCGAGAGGACGCAGGGUCUACAUUGCUCCGCCUCCAGGAUGGACUCAGUACGAUCCCACUUGGAACUGAAUUUUAUAGAACUAUUUUGGGAGGGGCAUACAAUUACAGAUUUUUUUCUCAAAUGGUGUGGGAUGUUUACCAAAAGGUGGUGUCAAAAUAUUUUUUAACGAGGGGGUCCAGAGUUUUAUUCCUCCUUAUUUGGCUGAUAAGGGAGAAUUAUUCCUGAUGAUUUCACUGACCAGUGUGAGCUGGAACUUCAUUAAAGAAACAUCAUUUGUAGUGAAUGAAUAAUUUUCAAGCCUAUUAAGGGAAAUCUUCUGUAGCACAAUGGUUGGGAAUCACUGGAAGCAUAAUGGCGCCACUCAGGUCAUCUUUUCAUAAUGUUGCCUUUGCUCUAUUCAAUUGUUGUCAUUUUUGGAGAUUGGGUUUGUAGACAAUUUCAAAUGGUUUCGUUCUAAAUUAUUUGUAAAACUCUCAGGGCCUUUUUUGAAUGUCUGAGAUCUAUGUUGGUGGUUUCUGUUAUUCCUAUGGUGGUUCUACUGUGACAAUCAAAUCACUUUGUUGGUCAAAUAUUCCAUGUUUGGGCAUUUUAUAAUAAAGAAAACAAAGUCAAA
Syngnathus typhle (broad-nosed pipefish) is the source of this 2102-nucleotide messenger RNA. RefSeq names its product alpha-1,3-mannosyl-glycoprotein 2-beta-N-acetylglucosaminyltransferase a (gene mgat1a). Gene Ontology annotation, biological process: protein N-linked glycosylation. The transcript is spliced from 3 exons. Gene Ontology annotation, molecular function: alpha-1,3-mannosylglycoprotein 2-beta-N-acetylglucosaminyltransferase activity. Gene Ontology annotation, cellular component: Golgi apparatus. NCBI's taxonomy places the organism in Eukaryota, Metazoa, Chordata, Actinopteri, Syngnathiformes, Syngnathidae. The record is from RefSeq and is a predicted model, not a curated record. The coding region runs from base 259 to 1557 and encodes 432 amino acids.